AUGGGCAAGGAGGCGCUCAAGAUGAAAACUAGUCGCACCAUGUCAAAAAUUCACGCCUGGCCCUUGGGCGGCGACAAGUCCAUCCAUAUCUUUGGGCGUCAAAAUACUGAUGACAGUGACGAUGAGAAGAUGUACACAGAUCCUAGAAUCGCACAAACCAUCAUGGACAUUGCAGCCGAACAAAAAGAACACCAAAACCGUCAUCGGGAUGAUGAAGAAGAAAGCAUCCAGAAACUCAAGAUUGGUCUGGCGGGGAACGACGAUCAUAUGGUAGAGGACUAUGAUUUGGAUAUCGAUGAAGACCCAUGGAUCAUCCGACAGUUCAUACCUGAGAAUCCUACACCACUGCCAACACUAGCCGAUGAAUUGGCGGUUUACGGCACACAAGGGCAGAUUCUCAGUCAUUAUCAGAGUGGCAAACUUCCAAAAGCGUUCAAAAUCAUUCCUUCGUUGACAAAUUGGGAGGAAAUACUGCAAUUAACGAAUCCCAAAGGAUGGUCACCCUCGGCCACCUAUGAGAUAACGCGUUUAUUCAUGUCUCACUUUCGAGCUGUGCAGUCGCAAAGGUUUUUCGGUCUUGUGUUGCUGGAUCGGUUUCGAGAGAAUGUUGCGUACGAUGAUCAGUUGCACCCGCACAUGUAUUCGGCAUUGAAGAAAGCGCUUCUUCGACCCAUCAUCUUUUUCAAAGGGUUCCUGUUCCCGCUGUGUGAAUCGGGCAACUGUAUGCUUCACGAAGCGGCCAUUCUCGCCAAUUUACUGUCGCAAAUCCAGAUCCCCGCCAUUCAUUCCUCAGCAGCCAUUCUGCGUUUAGCUGACAUGAUCUACUCACCACCCAACAGUCUUUUCAUUCGCGUCUUGCUAGAGAAACAAUAUUCGCUUCCUCAUCGCGUAGUAGACGCACUUGUCCUUCACUAUUUGAGACUGGCCGACCAUCCCUAUACUAUGCCGCGACUGUGGUAUCAAUCGCUCCUAGUGUUUGUCAAAGGAUAUCACGGAGAUAUGAUUCCGGAACAAAAGGAUGGAUUAUUAAGUGUCUGUGACAAGAAACCGCAUGCCAUGUUUACCCCUCGCAUUCGACAACAGCUGUUUUCUACUUAUACCCCUGAAGCAGGACCCUGCAGUCCCUUGCCUCACCAGCAACCCUAAAUUAUAAAUUCAAAAAAAGACACUGUCAUACAAACACCCGGGCCCUUGCUUCAGAUAAAUACAUGCUUCAUUUUCCAUUCCAUUUUUCUUCAUCAAGUACCAGCCAAGCUUCAUAAGAGCUGGAUUUAAAAUGAUGGUUUCCACCUGUUUAAUGUCACACAACCGUUUUGAAUAAAAAUAAGAACGGGAAAAAAG
Radiomyces spectabilis is the source of this 1341-nucleotide messenger RNA. RefSeq names its product Bystin-domain-containing protein. The transcript has 6 exons. NCBI's taxonomy places the organism in Eukaryota, Fungi, Mucoromycota, Mucoromycetes, Mucorales, Radiomycetaceae. Gene Ontology annotation, cellular component: cytoplasm; preribosome, small subunit precursor; nucleolus. The coding region runs from base 1 to 1146 and encodes 381 amino acids. The record is from RefSeq and is a predicted model, not a curated record. Gene Ontology annotation, molecular function: snoRNA binding. Gene Ontology annotation, biological process: rRNA processing.